AUGUAUUUGAUGUUCACAAUUUUAAGUCUGUUACUGCCGACUAGUUCCUGUAAUACUCUGGCUGACUCCAAAUUACUAGGAUUAGGGUACGAUCUGCUGAGAGCAAACCCCGAAGGUGGACGUUUCUCUACUUCUGGCCUUGAUCCUGGUAUUAAACCAACUAGACAGAUACUUCAAAUUGAUGAUACAAACAGAAACUUCCUUAUUCGAGUAGACAAUGUUACUUUCUGCACCAAUCACACAACAUAUGAAUAUUUCAGUGAUGCUAAAACUAAACAAGAGUUCCUUCUUAGGGAUUAUGUUUCAAGCGGUGAUGGUGACAUGCUCAUUCGUCCAUAUGCCUUCAUGGCUGGAUCUGCUCUAGAUAGUGUUACUAAACCAAAUGUUAUUACUGUUGCCGAGAUAACUGUUUGUAACCGAGGACGUAGUCGUUAUGUAAUGCCUCCAGCUUAUCCAUCCUUACACAAACUGAAUGACGAAUUUAUAGCUGCAGUUUGUUCUUUGCCAACACCAUACGAUCCAACGGUCUAUAGUCUAUUUCUGAAAGACUGGGGAACGCAUGUAAUUGUUGAAGUUGAAACUGGGACAAAGUCAGUCGGUCAAUAUGAAAUCGCAGCAACUAGAGUUGCAGAAGAACUAUUCAAGAAAUAUACCGAUCCACCUAUAUGGAAAGUUGAAAUUGUAAAAGAUGACGGAACUAUGGCUUAUCUUAACAUGUCCAACAUACCGACAUCAGAUUUCAAAACAUUAACAAUCGGAAACCAACGUAAACAACUGAAUGUUGGCAGAAUGGGUAUAUCUGAGCCCAUUGAGUUUCAUUUGGUGUCCAUUGCACGAUUCUUACAUGACGAUUUCGGUACAUAUGGCAGCAUCCAGCAUUGGGAUAGCAUUUGUCCCAUUUUAAUGAACAGAACUUUUGCAGUUACUCUGGUAAAGCAUAAUCUGCGCAGAGCUAUGCAUACAUACCCGUCUACCUAUCGCAUAAUGUCAACACCGUCAGAAAUUACGCAAGUAUUGAGUGUGCCAUUAAUGUGGCCAAUGGGAACAUUUUCAUUAUAUCAACCAGUAUCAGGAUGUCCUCAUGCAAAUCAUUGGUUUAAAACAGGGUGGAGAUUUUAUGACAACGAAGACAAUUCAGAUGCUAACUCAUGGUCUUUAGGGCAUCAUUUAGCUGGUGAAACACAUAUUAAACAAAACUCCAAAUUUUACUUCUGCACACAGACGUCCGGAAAUACAGGUGUGUACAGCAGGAAUUGGCCCGCUGGAAAUUACUGUAUUCUGAAGUAUGGAUCAUGUCCUACAAGUUUUGAUGAAGGCUAUAUUCACUGGGAUGAUGAGAAUUCCGGUAAUGGUAACGCAGUAAAUGGUAUCUUACCAUACGGAACAUAUGGUUCUGACACAGAUAUCUAUUUCUGCUGCAGAAAUGAUGGGCAUACCGCCGACAAGAUUUAUCUACCUAUAGACAAACCUUUUUAUUUAAUGAGAUACACCAGCGGAUGUCAGCAAGUCCAUGGCAUGGUUGUUAGUGAAGAAUAUUUUCAUUUUAAUGACGAAAAGGAUAGCAACAAAGACAGUUGUCAUGGAGAUCAUCCAUACGACACUGGCUGUAACAAAGAUCACACUUUAUAUUUUUGUUACUACGAGAUUGAUCGUCAAGGUUCUUAUGUCUUUGGAUAA
Molecule: messenger RNA, 1677 nt
Organism: Mytilus trossulus (common blue mussel)
Lineage: Eukaryota; Metazoa; Mollusca; Bivalvia; Mytilida; Mytilidae
Exons: 9
Coding region: 1-1677 (558 amino acids)
Source: RefSeq, a predicted model, not a curated record